Messenger RNA from Dipodomys spectabilis (banner-tailed kangaroo rat), 3476 nucleotides. RefSeq names its product engulfment and cell motility 2 (gene Elmo2). Gene Ontology annotation, biological process: cell motility; actin filament organization. NCBI's taxonomy places the organism in Eukaryota, Metazoa, Chordata, Mammalia, Rodentia, Heteromyidae. The coding region runs from base 117 to 2279 and encodes 720 amino acids. The transcript has 21 exons. The record is from RefSeq and is a predicted model, not a curated record.
GGCGGGCGGCGGCUGGUGGGGCCGCGGUCGCUGGGACCCGGGCGCGGGAGCCGGGCCUAGGUCGGCGCCCUGGCAGCUGUAACUGUGACAAGGAGAAGUAGGGCCUCCUGGGGACCAUGCCACCACCAUCUGACAUUGUCAAAGUGGCCAUUGAGUGGCCAGGUGCUAACGCCCAGCUCCUUGAAAUCGACCAGAAACGGCCCCUGGCAUCCAUCAUCAAGGAAGUCUGCGAUGGGUGGUCACUACCAAACCCAGAGUACUACACACUCCGAUAUGCUGACGGCCCCCAGCUCUAUAUCACCGAACAGACACGAAAUGAUAUUAAGAAUGGGACAAUCUUACAACUGGCCGUCUCCCCGUCCCGGGCCGCACGCCAGCUGAUGGAGAGGACCCAGUCAUCCAACAUGGAGGCCCGGCUGGAUGCCAUGAAGGAGCUGGCCAAGCUCUCCGCCGACGUGACGUUCGCCACCGAGUUCAUUAAUAUGGACGGUAUCGCUGUGCUGACGAGGCUCGUGGAGAGCGGGACGAAGCUCUUGUCCCACUACAGUGAGAUGCUGGCAUUCACCCUGACUGCCUUCUUAGAGCUCAUGGACCAUGGCAUUGUCUCCUGGGACAUGGUUUCAAUCACCUUUAUUAAGCAGAUUGCAGGGUAUGUGAGCCAGCCCAUGGUGGAUGUGUCCAUCCUUCAGCGGUCCCUGGCCAUCCUGGAGAGCAUGGUCUUGAACAGCCAGAGCCUAUACCAGAAGAUAGCAGAGGAGAUCACCGUGGGACAGCUCAUCUCCCACCUGCAGGUCUCCAACCAGGAGAUCCAGACCUAUGCCAUCGCACUGAUUAAUGCACUGUUCCUGAAGGCACCUGAGGAUAAGCGACAGGACAUGGCCAAUGCCUUUGCACAGAAGCACCUCCGCUCCAUAAUCCUGAAUCAUGUGAUCCGAGGGAACCGCCCCAUCAAAACAGAGAUGGCCCACCAGCUGUACGUGCUUCAAGUGUUGACCUUUAACCUUCUGGAAGAAAGGAUGAUGACCAAGAUGGACCCCAAUGACCAGGCUCAAAGAGACAUUAUAUUUGAACUGAGGAGGAUCGCAUUCGAUGCAGAGUCUGACCCGAGCAGUGUCCCUGGAAGUGGGACCGAGAAACGCAAAGCCAUGUACACCAAGGACUACAAGAUGCUGGGAUUUACUAACCAUGUGAACCCUGCCUUGGAUUUCACCCAGACGCCUCCGGGAAUGCUCGCCUUGGACAACAUGCUGUACUUGGCCAAAGUCCACCAGGACACCUACAUCCGUAUCGUGCUGGAGAACAGCAGCCGAGAAGACAAACACGAAUGCCCAUUUGGCCGCAGUGCCAUUGAGCUCACCAAAAUGCUCUGUGAGAUCCUGCAGGUCGGAGAACUACCCAACGAAGGGCGCAACGACUACCACCCCAUGUUCUUUACCCACGACCGGGCAUUUGAGGAGCUCUUUGGGAUCUGCAUCCAGCUGCUGAACAAGACCUGGAAGGAGAUGAGGGCCACCGCAGAGGACUUCAACAAGGUGAUGCAGGUCGUCCGCGAGCAGAUCACUCGAGCUUUGCCCUCCAAACCCAACUCUCUGGAUCAGUUCAAGAGCAAACUUCGUAGCCUGAGCUACUCAGAGAUCCUGCGGCUGCGCCAGUCAGAAAGGAUGAGCCAGGAUGACUUCCAGUCCCCGCCCAUUGUGGAACUGCGGGAGAAGAUCCAGCCAGAGAUCCUGGAGCUCAUCAAGCAGCAGCGCCUGAACCGGCUGUGUGAGGGCAGCAGCUUCCGGAAGAUCGGCAACCGUCGGAGGCAAGAACGGUUCUGGUACUGCCGCUUGGCCCUGAACCACAAGGUCCUCCACUAUGGUGACCUGGACGACAACCCGCAAGGGGAGGUGACAUUCGAAUCCCUGCAGGAGAAAAUUCCUGUUGCAGACAUUAAAGCCAUUGUCACUGGGAAGGACUGUCCCCACAUGAAAGAAAAAAGCGCUCUGAAACAGAACAAGGAGGUGUUAGAACUGGCUUUCUCCAUCCUGUAUGAUCCUGAUGAGACCUUGAACUUCAUUGCACCUAAUAAGUACGAGUACUGCAUCUGGAUUGAUGGCCUCAGCGCCCUACUGGGAAAGGACAUGUCCAGCGAGCUGACCAAGAGUGACCUGGACAUGCUGCUGAGCAUGGAGAUGAAGCUGCGGCUGCUGGACCUGGAGAACAUCCAGAUCCCCGAGGCACCACCACCCGUCCCCAAGGAGCCCAGCAGCUAUGACUUUGUCUACCACUACAGCUGAGCCAGGAACCAGAGACCGCAGGACCAGGAAGGAACUGGGGCCCAGGAGACACACUCGCAGUCUGGUGCCUUGUCUUUCACCUGUACAAAAUCUGUAGUGAUCACGGUGGCCAGUGAAUGCCAGCCUCUCCUCAGACCCACCUUGGGCCGCACAGAGCUGCUCCUGGUCCAGGGAGUCACGAAGGCAGGACACACUGCCCUCAGCACUGCAGAGCCUGGGGUGGGACCGUGAGGAGCAGGCCUCUGCCUUCAGUCCCAACUGGCCUUCACAGCAGCCACUCUUUUCUUCCUGUGCUUGCUCUCUGGUUGGCUGGGCCCCACAGGAGCCAGAGCUGGCCCAGGAAAGGCUGCCUGCGGAGCACAGGUGGGCUGGCUGUGGUGAGAGCCUUGAGUGACUAGCUUUGAGUGGCCCGCGCCUGAGACUGAGAUCUGAGGACAGGCCUUGGGCCUUGGCUUUUGUCUUCAUGAGGGCUCACUCCAGCCUCCUCUGGUGCCAAGAUGCUGCUGCUUCUGAGCUUUGGCUCUAACAUCUCUGGUUUCUAGAGCUAUCUGAUCUCUCUUGCCCUUGCAGGUAUCAGGGCAGAUGGAAAUUUCUCCUACAAGCUCAGUUCCUCAUCCUGGCCAGGCAGAGACCUCUGGGCCAAGUCCUGCCCUCGGUCUCCAGGAAUGCAUCAGGGAAAGCCUGGCUGAAGCCGGGGCCUAGACUGGUGAGGUCUCAAGAUUGUACAACCUUUGUCCCUAGGUUUAUCUUUUUUUCUCCGAAGGGCACAUUCUUCCCCCAGGAAUUUCCAUCCCCUCCAGUUUGCUUUCCUUUGGCCUUCUAGACUCCAGGAAGUCUGCCUUCCCUUCCUGUCCUCCCUGGCACCGUGGUAUCUGCCGUUGGCCAUGAUUUCAGAAAGCUGACUAAGAGCACAUGUAUUAGCAUGGUGGCAUUCCAUUCUGGCAGCCUGGCAUGGUAGUACCACCAAUGAAGAGUGUACUUUAUAUUUUCUUUACUCUAGGCCAUACUUAUGCAGACAUGUAUAUAUAUUUAUAGAAGAUCUACCUAUCCUAGGAUGGAAUGUUUGGGGGAAAAUAAAAUUGAGGGUUAUAAAAAAGUAUUACUUCCAAUUGUAAGGUGAGAAUGUAACCAGAGACCUGGCAGGAGCUUCCUGUCAGUAACAAUGUUUUCAAUAAAUACUCUUUGCUGUACCAACCA